This is a messenger RNA of Gastrolobium bilobum, 669 nucleotides long. RefSeq names its product germin-like protein subfamily 1 member 20. The coding region runs from base 1 to 669 and encodes 222 amino acids. NCBI's taxonomy places the organism in Eukaryota, Viridiplantae, Streptophyta, Magnoliopsida, Fabales, Fabaceae. Gene Ontology annotation, cellular component: cell wall. Gene Ontology annotation, molecular function: manganese ion binding. The record is from RefSeq and is a predicted model, not a curated record. The transcript has 2 exons.
AUGAAAGUUGUCCACUUCCUCGUUGCCAUCUUGGCUUUGGCAUCCUCUGUUGCCUAUGCUUAUGACCCCAGCCCUCUCCAAGAUUUCUGUGUGGCAAUCAAUGACCCCAAUGAUGGUGUAUUUGUGAAUGGAAAGUUCUGCAAAGACCCAAAACUUGUCACGGCUGAAGAUUUCUUCAAGCAUGUUGAACCAGGGAAUACUAGAAACCCACUCGGCUCAAAAGUGACUCCAGUGAGUGUUACUGAACUAGUCGGACUAAACACACUUGGGAUAUCAUUGGCUCGCAUUGAUUUUGCACCCAAGGGUUUAAACCCUCCUCACACUCACCCACGUGGCUCAGAGAUCCUUAUAGUAGUUGAAGGCACUCUCCUUGUUGGAUUUGUGACAUCAAAUCAAGAUAACAAUCGUCUCUUUACCAAAGUGCUGAACAAGGGUGAUGUGUUUGUCUUCCCAAUUGGUCUCAUUCAUUUCCAACUUAAUGUGGGAAACGUUAAUGUUGUUGCCAUUGCUGCUCUCAGUAGUCAAAAUCCAGGAGUUAUCACAAUUGCAAAUGCUCUGUUUAAAUCAAAUCCACCUAUUUCUCCGUAUGUUCUUACCAAAGCUUUCCAAGUGGACAAGAGCGUAAUUGAUUAUCUUCAGAAGCAACCCUGGUACAACAACAACAACUAG